Molecule: messenger RNA, 732 nt
Organism: Otolemur garnettii (small-eared galago)
Lineage: Eukaryota; Metazoa; Chordata; Mammalia; Primates; Galagidae
Gene: PRSS57
Product: protease, serine 57
Exons: 5
Coding region: 1-732 (243 amino acids)
Biological process (GO): proteolysis
Molecular function (GO): serine-type endopeptidase activity
Source: RefSeq, a predicted model, not a curated record
AUGAAGCCAUCCACCCCCACAGGCUCCUGGGGAACCCAGAUCAUUGGGGGCCAAGAGGUGGCCCCCCAUUCCCGGCCCUACAUGGCCUCUGUGCAAUUCGGUGGCCAGCACCACUGUGGGGGCUUCCUGGUCCAGGCACGCUGGGUAGUCUCAGUCGCCCACUGCUUCAGCCACAGAGACUCCCGCAGGGGCCUGGUGGUGCUGGGGGCCCACACCCUGGGCAUCACAGAGCCCACGCAGCAGGUGUUUGACAUCACAGCUGUUGUCAGUCACCCCAACUACCAGCCCACGACCCAUGCCAAUGACAUCUGUCUGCUUCAGCUGAACAGCUCUGCUCUCUUGGGCCCUCAUGUGGGGGUGCUGAAGCUGCCAAAGAGAGGUGCCAGGUCACCCAAGCCUGGGUCACGGUGCUGGGUGGCUGGAUGGGGCUUCAUGUCGAACUUUGAGGAGCAGCCGCCUGGGCUAAUGGAGGCUGAGGUCCGAGUGCUGGGCCUGGAUGUCUGCAACAGCUCCUGGAAGGGCCAGCUGAGGUCUGCCAUGCUCUGCACCCACAGUGGGGACCGCCAGAGGCGGGGCUUCUGCUCGGCAGACUCUGGGGGGCCUCUGGUGUGCAGGAACCGGGCCCAUGGCCUUGUCUCCUUCUCAGGCCUCUGGUGUGGCGACCCCAAGACCCCAGAUGUGUACACACAGGUGUCUGCCUUUGUGGCCUGGAUCUGGAAUGUGGUUCGGUGA